This is a messenger RNA of Candoia aspera, 1754 nucleotides long. RefSeq names its product low affinity immunoglobulin epsilon Fc receptor-like. The coding region runs from base 59 to 931 and encodes 290 amino acids. Lineage: Eukaryota; Metazoa; Chordata; Lepidosauria; Squamata; Candoiidae. The transcript is spliced from 9 exons. The record is from RefSeq and is a predicted model, not a curated record.
AGAACUUUAGACUAUAUUAAACAGCUGAAAGUCCCACAGCUUCCAGAGACUGAGAAGUAUGGCAUCACAGGGUAUCUAUAAGAGGUGUGAAGAACCUGAGAAAUACGAGAAGAAACCAAGCAUGAUAUUAGAAAGAGCAGGUAGUUUCCUGCCACAAUGUUGCCGAUGCGGUUCAGAGGGAAUAUCCAUACCCCCCAUUUACCUUGUGAACAUUGCAUCAUUUUUGCUGUGGAUCAUCACUGUUGCCGUUAUGAUUUCAAAAUAUUCUGAGAUGUCCAAGAAACUAGAAGAUCUACGCUUGAAUCAAACUUUGCUGAGAAUAAAUGGUCUCAACACUGAGAAGCAGUUGCAGGAGUUUCACUCCAACCAUUCUGCCUAUGAAUCAGUGCUAAAUAACAACCUGCAAAAUCUGAAAGCUUAUCACAAUAGCACAAAAAAGGAUGUGAUCAAUAGAAUGGAUCAGAUGGAAAUUAAAAGUGGAAAGAAUUUGGAGGAGAUCUUUAAAUUAAUGGAUGCAAUCCAUAAGAUUAACGCUUCAGGCUGCCAGUUAUGUCCAGAAGGUUGGCUGCUGAACAGAGGACAAUGCUACUAUUUUGAGAUGAUGAGUAAACACUGGUCUUUUGCGAAGAAGUCAUGUGAGGAUCAUGGAGGCUCCAUGGUUGUCAUUAAUGAUAGGGAUGAGCAGAGGUUUCUUCAAUUACAUCUAAAAGGCAAGGAGUUUUGGAUUGGUCUAAAUGACAUGAAAACUGAAAGCAAGUUUAUCUGGAUCGACAAUACUCCUCUGACAUAUAUCCACUGGUAUCCACGAGAACCCAACAAUGGUGGAAAAGGGGAAGACUGUGUAGUGAUGACCGCUUCAGGCUUUUGGCAAGAUCGUGAAUGUGGAGGCAAUGCGGAUGGCUGGAUUUGUGAAAAGCCCUGGAAUUGCUAACUGUAUCCAAUAAGAGCAAGAUUCAACAUUCAGCACUCCUCACAUCAUGUAUUAUUUUGAGCUUUGUUAUUUUUAUUCUAUGUUACUGAUUUACUGUGUUUUACUUUACUGAGGACUAUCAGUAUAUGGUACAGUAUAGCUGUUUUAUUAAAUAAUAAAGCGCAUAACACAUUAGAAAGGUAUGUCCCAAAUCUAGCUAUAAUAUCGAACACCAAAUUUCAGAAACCAACAGUAAUCCACAAAAUUCAUUAAGUCAUCUUAAUGAGAAAAAAACUAUUAUUCUCAGGCUGUUUUGGAUUUUCCUUGGUAAAUUAAAUAACAGUGAGAGUUAACCAGUUCACCUUCAGGUAUGCCUAUUGCUUUAUCAUUUGAAUGGUAUGAAAGCAAUGAAGCAGGUUUGACAAUAGAUAGCAAUGAUAGUAUUCUGGGAAUAAUAUAACAUUUCAGUGUUUCUGGUUUUAACCUUUGCUGCAGUAGUUCCAAAAAGCUUAUCCAGUAUGGACUGGAAAGGGCUUUUCAGACUCUUCUAUUCCUUCUUGGACCCCAGAUGCAAAAUUAAUGAAUUGGCUGUUAAUUGCCUCUAGAAUAGAUCUCUUAAGUGUCCCAGCAUCAGUUCCUAUACUGAACAUACAUGUAUGUUUAUUUCAUCACUAGUUUCUUCUCAUUUACUAAAAGAAAAACAUUUCUGCCCCAGCUCCCAUCUUCCAUGGGAAAAGAAAUUUACAUCAAGGUAUUUGUUAAAGAAAAUGGGAGAUAGUUCAUCAACUAUUAUUGAGUUAUCUGAGGGACUGCCUCUUCUUGAUUAUAUCAUCCCAGCCCAUUA